AGACCUUCCAAUUAAACUAAAAUAGAAAGAAAGAAAUAGAUAAUUAAUUACGUUUUCAGGAUUUUUAAAAGUAUUAGUUGGACAUUUAUUAACGCAGACAGACAGACUCCUUUAUAUAAAGCAAUAACGAUAGUUUUAAGUUUAAGAGUAAUUCCUACUCUAAAUCCAUCUAUACGCAUGCGAUUAUCUCUUUUAAAUUUGAUUAAUGUUUUGAUUAAUUAAUUAUGAAUUUACAUUUUAUUCAAAGUAUUCCAUAUAGAUGAAUUACUAAUAUGAAAAUUCAAGAUAAAAGGUAAGCAAUUGUUUCUGAAUAAUCAGAGUUACAUUCGAUUUUAUGGUAUCUCUAAUAUAAGGUUUAUCUUAGUGAAGAACCUUUUUACUAAUAUUAGAUCUAGAGCAAUGUGGAUUAUGAACAGAUUUUAAUGAUUUUAUGCAACCUUGCACUAAGAAAUCACAGAUUUUCUUAAAAUCAAUCAAUAUCUCCAAGAAAUUCUACAAAACUCUCUAUAGAUCUAUAGAGAUGCUCUAACUAAAAAAGUUCAUGCCUUAUUUUUACUCUAAAAUUUACUAAAUUUCUAUUUAAACUAGAAUUUAAUCAAACGUCUUUUAGUAUGGCAGCUAUAAAUUCAGAGAUGAUUGACUAUAUUUCUUUAAAUUUUAUUUACUGUUGUUUUGUGUAUACUCAUUUUUAAUUAAAUCCAAUAAGAGCUCAUAUAAAUCCAUCUAAAUUAUAUUAAUAAAAUAUUUUUUGUAAAUUAUCUGAAAACUCUUUCUUUGUUUCAUUUCAAUAAAAUUAUUUUUGCUUUAAAAUAAUAAAAAAUAUCUAUUCCUUUCUAUUAAUUAUCAUUCAAUUAAAAUUAUUGCUAAAUGCAUAAACACAGCUAAAUUUAAGCUAAUUUCUACCUUUACUUCGAAAGUAGAAUGAAAUUAUGUUAUUAAUAUUUUAUAUAAAUAAGUCAAAUUCAAACAAAAAUUACUUAAACUGCUAUUUAAAACUAGAGAAGUCAGUGCUAAAUGUCAUCACUAUUAAGCCUAAAUUUAAGCUAAUUUCUACUUUUACUUUGAGAGUAGAAAGAAAGUAUAUGCAUGUAUAUUAUUAAUAUUCUAUAUAAAUAAGUCAAAUUCAAACAAUAAUUACUUAAACUGCUAUUUAAAACUCGAGAAAUCAGUGCUAAAUGUGAUUAUUAUUAAGUGUAAAUUUGAAUUGUUUAUCCCUUUUCCAUUACAUAAGAUUGAAUUUUAGGUGAAUAAUAAGUAGUUUAUUUAAAUAUUAUAAGAAAAUUUAGAUGAAUUAACCUUUGAUUAAUUCGCAUAUUAAUAAAUAUGUGUGAGUAUUUCAACUCUUUCAGGUGGGAGGUCCUAACUUUGAGGGUGAGAAUUAUUUGAAAAAAAAUUUUCAUUUUAAUUCUAUUAUAAAAUUAUUUAAAAAGAAUAUUUUUAUUUAAAAACCUAGCCUAAUUAAUUCAUAUCUAGCUAGCUAGAGGUUUGUUGCCAUAUCUCUAGAUUUUAAUUAGGUAUUUA
Molecule: messenger RNA, 1521 nt
Organism: Tetrahymena thermophila SB210
Lineage: Eukaryota; Ciliophora; Oligohymenophorea; Hymenostomatida; Tetrahymenidae
Exons: 4
Source: RefSeq, a predicted model, not a curated record